Rhodotorula toruloides NP11 is the source of this 1689-nucleotide messenger RNA. RefSeq lists its product as uncharacterized. The transcript has a single exon. The coding region runs from base 1 to 1689 and encodes 562 amino acids. The record is from RefSeq and is a predicted model, not a curated record. NCBI's taxonomy places the organism in Eukaryota, Fungi, Basidiomycota, Microbotryomycetes, Sporidiobolales, Sporidiobolaceae.
AUGCUUCCCUCGUACAAGUUUCCGCGCUCGCACGGGUCGCUCGACUUGACCGAUCCCGCGACCGUCCCUCCUCCCUCUGGCUCGCAGUCGCACCCUUCCCUCCUGAUCACCGACUCGUACGGCCAGCACCAAGCCCCGCCAGCAGGUUCUAUAGACGAGCAGUACCUCGCCAAGUACACCUCGGUCACCCAGAGUCUCUUGAACGGCGCCGGAUCCGCUCCUCCCGCUCAACCAAACCCGGCGCACCUCUCGACUUCGUCGACUUACCCCUCGAAAACCCUCUCCCGCAUCUCUGAAUACUCGGAGUCGGCGUACUCGUCUGUCUCACGCUCGCGCGAGUCGCAGCAAGAGCCGUCGACCUCGUCCACUCAUUCGCACAACUCGUCCGCUCCUUCUCUCGUCGACCCGGCUUUCGCGCUCGGCACACCUUCCAUGUCCUUCCCCUCGCCGCCUCAGCAGGCGCACCUUGCCACCUCAGCACCCUUGCCGGCGACGAAGCCCGUCGUUCCAGCUCCCGCUCCUAUUGUCCUCUCCGUCACGAACCCCGACACACCUGAAGGCCUGAGCCCGGCACCCUCGCUGAAGAAGCACCAUCUCCCUUCUCGACCACUCACAACGCCCGUCCCGACGUCCAAUCCCAUCCCUCUGCCUGUCCCCAUCGACAACUUUGCCGCUCCGCCAGGUCAGGAGCGCUCCGGCAGUCCGUGGAACAACAGCUCGCCCACGCCUAACCAGCACCAGGAGGUCAUGGUGCAACUUCCCGGCCGGGGCUCCGUCUUGGCGUACAACAACCGCGACUCGCAACACGUCCAGAAGGACAGCGAGGCGACGACCGCUUGGAUGACGGCCGAGGACGAGAAGUACGACUCGAUGUACGCCGGCGCGUACGACCCGGUCUCGCUUGUUCGCACGCACAGCGAGGAGCCGAGCACGAACCGCUUCACGCUCGACGACCAGGAGAAGAUCAGCCAGCGCAAGGGCUCGUCGUCGAGUACGUCAGGAAUGGGUGCGGAUCAGCCUUGGCGCGAGGAGAACGCGAAGAAAGGGAACAACCGACGAGUCUUCCUCAUCUUGCUUGCGCUCCUGCUAGUCGGCGUCGCAGUCGGUGUUGGCGUCGGCAUCAGCCAGAAGAAGGCCUCCGAGCGGAACAACCUGGACCACGUCGCGGGCGCCGACUCGACCAACUCGAUAGACUCGACGGCGCUUCCCUCUUCACUCUCCGGCACUCGCCCGACUCCUGUUUCGUCUGCCUCCUUCCAGUCCGUCAUCCUCCCGCCGUCUUCUUCCCCUCGAACCGCCUCCGUCGCCACUUCCGGCACUUCUCCCUCGCGAACAAUCGCCAAUGCCGCAGCAGAGACGUUCUCGACCACCUUUGGCUUCGAGCGUGGCGGCAAGACGACGGUCGUCCCGCUCACGUACACCAUCCCGACGUCCUACUGGACUCGAGGCGACGGGCGAUGGCAGUUCACCGAGACGGUCGUCCUGCCGAACAUCGACGGCUCAGGGAGCUUCACGAGCGACUUGCGGUUCAGGGUCGCGCCGACGGGAACGGGACAGGCGGCGAGUAUCGAGACUGGUGCCGUUGCGAAGGUCCGGCGGGACUUGCAGAGCGAGCGGGUCAAGGAUGCGCGGCGGUGGGAGCGGCGGCAUCAGGACUUGGCGAAGAAGCGCGCAAGGGUGAUCCGAUAG